CGCUAUGAGUUGCUCGCCGAGGAGGUGGAGGCGGGGCUGGAAGGAAGAUGGCGACGCUGGUGCUGGAUAACGGCGCCUAUAAUGCCAAGAUCGGCUACAGCCACGCGCACGUCACUGUUAUUCCCAACUGCCAGUUUAGAUCAAAAACAGCACGCUUGAAAACUUUUACAGCCAAUCAACUGGAUGAAAUUAAAGAUCCCUCCGGACUCUUUUACAUUCUCCCUUUUCAGAAGGGUUACUUGGUGAACUGGGAUGUUCAGAGACAAGUUUGGGAUUACCUUUUUGGGAAGGAAAUGUAUCAGGUGGACUUUGUAGAUACAAAUAUUAUUAUUACUGAACCUUAUUUUAACUUCAGUUCAAUACAAGACUCUAUGAAUGAAAUUUUAUUUGAAGAAUAUCAGUUUCAAGCAGUUCUUAGAGUAAAUGCCGGGGCUCUCAGUGCACAUAGAUAUUUCCGGGACAAUCCAUCCGAGCUAUGUUGUAUCAUUGUGGACAGUGGCUACUCCUUUACACAUAUUGUACCUUACUGCAGAAGUAAAAAGAAGAAAGAGGCAAUUAUUAGGAUUAAUGUUGGAGGAAAGCUCUUAACCAAUCAUCUAAAGGAGAUAAUCUCUUACAGGCAGCUACACGUUAUGGAUGAAACUCAUGUAAUUAAUCAAGUGAAAGAAGAUGUAUGUUAUGUGUCUCAGGAUUUUUACAAGGAUAUGGAGAUUGCUAAGUUGAAAGGGGAAGAAAAUACAGUAAUGAUAGACUAUGUUUUGCCAGACUUCAGCACAAUCAAAAAAGGGUUUUGUAAGCCAAGGGAAGAAAUGGUGUUAAGUGGAAAAUACAAGACUGGGGAACAAAUACUUCGUCUAGCAAAUGAGAGAUUUGCUGUUCCAGAAAUUCUCUUCCAUCCUUCAGAUAUUGGCAUACAAGAAAUGGGAAUUCCUGAAGCCAUUGUUUAUUCAAUUCAGAAUUUGCCUGAAGAAAUGCAGCCUCACUUCUUCAAGAAUAUUGUACUGACUGGGGGAAAUACCCUUUUCCCAGGCUUCAGGGAUCGAGUCUACUCUGAAGUUCGAUGCCUCACUCCAACUGAUUAUGAUGUUUCUGUUGUUCUGCCAGAAAACCCUAUUACUUAUUCUUGGGAAGGUGGAAAGUUGAUUUCUGAAAAUGAUGAUUUUGAGGAUAUGGUAGUAACUAGAGAAGAUUAUGAAGAAAAUGGACACUGUAUUUGUGAAGAGAAAUUUGAUAUUUAAGAGGCACAUUUGGAGAUAGUGAUACUCCACUAUUUCACUUUGAAUGGAACUUAUUUGAACUACAAACUAUUUUAUGUAAAUUAGAACUGUAUUCUAACUUUCUUUCCUAUAAUUAGGAAUGUACAAUGAAUUAGUGUAAAUAGCUUUAUUUUCACAGAUUUUAAACUAGCACUAAAGACUGUUAUAUAUUGUGCUUUGUCAUUUUAUCUUAUUGUAUUCCAUCCUUACUAAUAUUUUUCAAUAAUUGUGUUAUUUUACUUUAAAAAAGUGAAUUACCUAUUAAUGGCAUGAAAAAAAAAUAUUUGAAGAUUAGUGUAAAACAAUUGUAUAGAAGCACUAGUCUAAACUUUUUCUCUUCCACCAUGAAUGCUGUUGUCUUUUUACUGAAAUAGUAUGCAGAAUAAUUUGCAUCAAAUACUCUUUAACCUGGAGCUCAUUUUAACAUGUCCUGGGAGAAAAAAUCCUAUGAAAGGCUUACUCUGACUUCUUGUAAUUAUCUCAGUGAAUGGUUAAACUCAAAGUGUAAUUAUUCCACUGUGGAAUGUACCCCAACUUUCUGAAUAUUUUCUUUUUUUUUAUAAGUUUAGGAUAAAUCUAUACAACAGAGAUUACCCCUUUGCACAGCUCUCACCUGUAGUUUAAAAAACAAAACACAAUUAAGUCUUCAGAUUAACUACUUUGUUAGCCUUCCAGCACUGACUCUAACUCUGCCCUUUAUUUUGAGUACUGGACUCACCUUUGAAUAUGAAAUGAUUUUAAAAAAAAAGUUAGAAUUAUGUAGAGUACACCACCAUCUGAGGUCUCUAUUUUAAUCCUUGUCCUUCCAUACCCCCCCCCUUAUUCUCCCUUGCUGUUGCACUUAGUUUAGAUAGUAAACUUUGAUAUAGACCCAUCAAGUGCCAUGAAUAUUUGUUAUUGAUG
Molecule: messenger RNA, 2159 nt
Organism: Mauremys mutica (yellowpond turtle)
Lineage: Eukaryota; Metazoa; Chordata; Testudines; Geoemydidae
Gene: ACTR6
Product: actin related protein 6
Exons: 11
Coding region: 48-1238 (396 amino acids)
Cellular component (GO): Swr1 complex
Molecular function (GO): nucleosome binding
Source: RefSeq, a predicted model, not a curated record